Molecule: messenger RNA, 431 nt
Organism: Eurypyga helias (sunbittern)
Lineage: Eukaryota; Metazoa; Chordata; Aves; Eurypygiformes; Eurypygidae
Product: general transcription factor IIH subunit 2-like
Exons: 5
Biological process (GO): nucleotide-excision repair; DNA-templated transcription; regulation of transcription by RNA polymerase II
Cellular component (GO): transcription factor TFIIH holo complex; transcription factor TFIIH core complex
Molecular function (GO): zinc ion binding
Source: RefSeq, a predicted model, not a curated record
GUUUUCCUCAGCAUGUUAUUGCUUCUCUGUCUGAUCAAGAUGCAAAGCCAUCCUUCAGCAUGGCGCAACUGGAAAACAGCACUGAGCCGGGCCUUACACUGGGUGGAUAUUUCUGUCCCCAGUGCAGAGCCAAAUACUGUGAACUUCCUGUGGAAUGCAAAGUCUGUGGCCUUACCUUAGUGUCUGCACCUCACCUGGCUCGGUCUUACCAUCACUUGUUUCCUUUGGAUGCCUUUCAGGAAGUCCCCAUGGAAGAAUACCAGGGGGAAAGGUGUUGUCAAGGCUGCCAGGGAGAAAUGAAGGAUCAAAAUGUUUACGUAUGUAAAGUGUGUCAGAAUGCGUUCUGCGUGGAAUGCGAUUUGUUUAUUCAUGACACUCUGCACUGCUGUCCUGGCUGUAUUCACAAGCACCCGGCUCCCCUAUCCAUAUGA